Molecule: messenger RNA, 2326 nt
Organism: Homo sapiens (human)
Lineage: Eukaryota; Metazoa; Chordata; Mammalia; Primates; Hominidae
Gene: OGFOD2
Product: 2-oxoglutarate and iron dependent oxygenase domain containing 2
Exons: 7
Coding region: 1070-1630 (186 amino acids)
Molecular function (GO): iron ion binding; L-ascorbic acid binding; oxidoreductase activity, acting on paired donors, with incorporation or reduction of molecular oxygen
Source: RefSeq, marked validated
GAGGUAAUCCAACAGACUGUGGCGGAGGGACCGGAAGCGCCAGGCAGGGACCCGGGGUAGAUGCUAAAUCCAAACUGAAACGUACAGGGCUGGAUGAUUGAAGCACCAGCGGGAACUAGUCGGACCUCCGAGCUCUUUAAACUGUCCUCAGCUCGGCUGGUUCUCCACGAGCUCCGGGCAGACGGCGGGGGGUGGGUCGGCGUUUAAGUCAAAGGCCUUGGGGCUCCGAGUCCCUUCCUCUCCCCGUCCUGUGAAGGCACGACCCAGUUCAGCUGUCUGUAAAGUGGAGCCAUUAGUCCCUGCCUCGUAGUGGGAAAACUGGGAGGCGGAACGAGGAGGCCGCCGGUCCCAACCCGGCCCAGGAGCAUCUUUCUCCGCAGACCGUUUCCUGGCGAGAUCCUGCGCAGCCGAGGCUGUGUUAGCGCCAAGGACUUCCAGCAGCUGUUAGCAGAGCUUGAGCAGGAGGUGGAGCGGCGGCAGCGGCUGGGGCAGGAGUCAGCAGCUAGGAAAGCCCUCAUCGCGAGUUCCUACCACCCGGCACGGCCUGAGGUCUACGACUCACUGCAGGAUGCAGCUCUGGCCCCCGAGUUCCUGGCCGUGACUGAGUACAGCGUGUCCCCAGACGCAGACCUCAAGGGCCUUCUCCAGCGGCUGGAGACAGUAUCGGGUGAGGUCCUGGCCCUGAGACCUGGCAGGACCAGGGAAUGGCAGCCUGGGAAACCUGGGUGUGGGAUGCUGGGGUCCCUCCAGCCACCAUCUCUGCCUCCAAAAACCAAACCAGCAGGAGCUGGAAGGGUCAGUGGGACCAACCUGCCAGGAGCAGGACAUCCGCAUUCAUUCAUUCAAUACCUGCCAUGAGCCUGCCCUGAAAAGCAAAGGCCUCAUCUCCAUGGCACAGGUGAUGAAACAGGAAGACUGAAGCCCAGGCCUGGCCGGCCCACGGCCACAUUCAGGCCAACAGACCAUCCCUCCUUCCACAGAGGAGAAGCGCAUCUACCGGGUGCCUGUUUUCACAGCGCCCUUCUGCCAGGCCCUGCUGGAAGAGCUGGAGCACUUCGAGCAAUCGGACAUGCCUAAGGGGAGGCCCAACACCAUGAACAACUACGGGGUGCUGCUGCACGAGCUCGGGCUGGACGAGCCGCUGAUGACACCACUGCGGGAGCGCUUCCUGCAGCCGCUGAUGGCCCUGCUGUACCCUGACUGUGGCGGGGGCCGGCUCGACAGCCACCGGGCCUUUGUGGUCAAAUACGCACCGGGCCAGGACCUGGAGCUGGGCUGCCACUAUGAUAAUGCCGAGCUCACCCUCAAUGUGGCCUUGGGCAAGGUCUUCACAGGGGGCGCCCUGUAUUUUGGGGGCCUCUUCCAGGCACCCACAGCCCUGACGGAGCCCCUGGAGGUGGAGCACGUGGUGGGCCAGGGUGUCCUCCACCGUGGCGGCCAGCUGCAUGGAGCCCGGCCCUUGGGCACUGGUGAGCGUUGGAACCUUGUCGUCUGGCUCCGAGCCUCUGCUGUGCGCAACAGCCUCUGUCCCAUGUGCUGCCGUGAGCCCGACCUGGUGGACGAUGAGGGCUUCGGUGAUGGCUUCACCCGAGAGGAGCCCGCCACGGUGGAUGUAUGUGCGCUCACCUGAGCUUGCUUGGGCCCAGUGUGGGGGUGGCAGGCAGGUGAGGGCUCCGUUGCCUUGGUCUGGGGGCAGAAAUAAAAUCCCCGCAGCCUACUGCACUUCUUGGCUCAACGGUGUGCCAGCUUCUGGGUCAUUCUAUGGGCAAAGAUGCUGCCUUAGUUCAGGUUUGUCAGAAGCAGGGUCUGGAAUGGGGCUUCAGCGAGGGAGUCAGGGAAGCAGGGGAGGGGAGGGAGCAGCUGGGCAAGGAAGUGGCUUCAGAGGACGUCCAGCCUCAGCUGGCCCCACGGAGAGCUCCAGGCAGAGCCCACAGUACCACAGUGUGCCCACACCACCGGUUACUGGCUCCUGGAUGAGGGGGCCAGAGAGGAGUGAAUAACUUCCCAGACACUUAUCUCCAGGGCAGGGUGCCUUCCAGUAGCCAAGGGAAGCCUCCAGAGAGCACAGAUGUGAACCCUCAGCAGCAGGCAUCACCCCCCAGUGGACUCGGGUGGGCCACCAGUAGCAUCUUCUAGAUGGCAGAGGGGUGAAUGGCAGGGCCAGGAACCAGGCUGCCCGGGUUCCCAUUCUGCUUCUGCCACUUCCAGCUGUGUGGCUUUAGGUGAGCCUUCACCUUUUGGUGCCUUCGUUUCCUCAUUUAGCACCUACCUCCUAGAGCUGUUUUGGGAGUCAAAUGCGCUGACGUAUAUAAAGUGCUUUGCAAGA